AUGUCCCUUGAACCAGGCGGGCCCAGGUCGAUCUCGCCUGAGAGCUCGAUUCGCGAUUCCCCAAACCCACCGCGACAAUGGAGGAAUCAACUCAGCGCCGAGGACGACCAGCCAAACCAAGAUAAAGCCUACCGGAAAUACGCUGCAGGCGUCGACCGAGCACUCACACUGUUCGAAACUGCGCUGCAGGAAUGGGCCGACUACAUCUCUUUCCUAAACAGACUCCUCAAAGCACUCCAAGCUCGGAACCAAAGCAUACACACCGUCCCUGCCAAGGCAACAGUUGCCAAACGCCUGUCGCAAUGCCUCAACCCUUCCCUUCCGUCGGGCGUCCACCAAAAGGCCCUUGAAGUUUACAACUACGUCUUUACGAUCAUCGGAAAGGAUGGUCUUUCGCGAGACCUCCCACUAUACCUGACCGGACUUGCGCCCACCUUGUCCUUUGCCUCCCUAUCCGUGCGGACGCCGUUCUUGGACCUCCUCGAGCGUCAUUUCCUCGACCUAGACUCUCGGUCUCUUCGCCCUGCCAUGAAAUCCAUCAUACUCGCCCUGCUGCCAGGAUUGGAAGAGGAGACUGCGGAGGACUUUGAUCGAACACUGAAGCUCGUGGAGAGUUUCAAGAAAGCCAUACGACCAAAAGAGUCGCAAGAAAUCACGCCUAUACACUCGGCUGGAGAUGACUACUUCUGGCAGUGCUUCUUCUUGGCGGCCAUCACAGGCCAAAGUCGUCGUCCUGGGGCUCUUGCUUACCUCGUGCGGAGCUUGCCCAAGCUGGGUCAUUCACUGACGCCAGAGCCACGGGACGCAGACAAUUCGAUACAGAAUGAGGAGCUCGAGCUGUCCUCAAAACUGGCCCAAUUAGUGACCACGCCAGAACCCGGACUACUAUUACGAUGUUUCGCCGCGGGGCUCGCCGAUGAGCAACUGCUCAUUCAGAGAGGUUUUCUAGAUCUGCUGGUGACUCACCUGCCUCUACACUCAAAGGUUCUCCAGAAGCGAGUGAAGUCGGGUGAUUUGGAGCUGCUCCUUAAAGCUGCCGCGGGAGUGGUUACCAGGCGAGAGAUGAGUCUGAACAGGAGGCUCUGGACAUGGCUCCUAGGCCCAGAACCCCAGGCUGGUGAAGCCGAGAACGGACCAGAAUCCCCCAGCUCUCCGUCGGCACAUCACAACGGACUCCUAUCGACCAGGACAAGCUACUUCGAGGAGUAUGGACUCGAGCCACUUAUAAAGUCAUUGUUGGCUUUGAUCAAAGACGCCCCGGAGACUACUGCAGCUGAGAAGGCCCGUCCAUACCGCAUUUGCCUAUCACUCAUGGACAGAUGGGAAAUUGGUGGUCUUGUUGUGCCAGAGAUCUUCCUGCCAAUCGUGGACAGUGUCAGAAAUUUCAAGAAUCAAACCUCGAGCGAAUUGGGCUUUUCUGAAGUCCUGCGUAGUGCUAGCACUUUCUUCGACGGUGUGGAAAGUGGGUUGAUUUAUGGCGAGAUACUGGGUCAAAUGGCCCAAGCAAUCGGCCCCGGAGAUUCUACCACAUCGGAGCGGUCAGACAAACUUGCGCUGGUCCAAUUCAUAAUCAAACACUUCAACAUCAGGGAGGAAGAAAUGGUUACAGUUCAUGCUCCACUGACUGCCCUCGCGAUCUUUUGCAUGAUAGAGGACGCGAAAAGAAGAGAAGCAACAGUGACUUCGUCUUCGGAAAAUGAUGACCUGGUCACCACGGCGCUUGGUAUUGUGGCCGACCUGCUGGAUAUUGUGCCUGAACGGGCGUUCCCGUCCAAGUCAGAAGGCACGUCUUCAGACUCGACGUCACUAGCGAAAUCGCAAAACUUAGAUGUUUUGCUGAAGAUUCGAGAUUUCUACAUCCACGAGCAGGGUAAUUUGGACGUUUCAAAACCACCAUUAACCCGCCGUGAUGUAGGGGAGCUUCUACUGCAAAAGUCUUGCAGCUUGGGAUGCGAGAGUUUGAUGCGGAAAGAAUCAGCAGCAGACCUCAGUGUUAAGUGCCGCAUAUUGAUGAUGCUGGUCUCAAAGACGCCGCAAGACUCUCCAUUCGAUAAUGCUCGUCUACUUGCAGCCCUUCAUACCUGCGCCUCGGAAGAGGGGUCAUUGCGUCUGCAGGACAACCCUUCUACCUCAGAUAGGAGAGCCCCAAAAACUCCUUAUGGAGAUCUUUCGGCCUUCCCGAGACUUGCUGGAAUAGACAAUUACGAGAUCAUGCUGACCCGCCCGCUGUUUCUGAUGCUCGACGCAUUUUCCGAGGAAAAGACUCAGCUGUUCAUGGCGGUCAAAACGUGGCUGAAUACUCUAGUUGGUGUUGACAAGAUAUUCUACAUCUUCACUUCACAGUUCUUGCAAUUGGAGUUUCUGCGAAGCGCCCCUGUUGACGCUGGCACAUCCCACACGAGGAAGGACUUCACUGAGAACGACGACCUUGACCUCUGUUUAUACUAUUUGAGGACCAUCUCGAACGUUUUCCGUUGGGCGCCUGACGCAAUCUGGAGUGUACUUGCCACCAGAACCAUCUCUGCUGAUGAUUUCCCUGGCUUGUCAGAAAUCACCGAUACUCAAGACGACGUGACUCUUCAAUUCUUUUUGUUGCAGGUCUGCCUGAGGUGCAUCUCACAUUACAACAUAUCCGGGGAAAGUGAGAUAAAAGUCCGAGUCACACAGCUUAUUCGAAGUGCCCUGGUGGUACUCCACCAGAUCCUCCUCAGUCCCUAUGCUGCGCCUCUGGCACGAUUGCAUCUAGAAGACGUCUUAAUCGAGCGGCUUUCUCAGUCUCUGGACUGCCCAGAUCCUUAUGCCCAGGUCCUUCUUCUAGAUGUCGUCUUCGCUUCUCUGAAACUUCGAGAGAUGCUUGCUACCGAGCCUCCACCUUCGCCGACCGCGGAGAAACGCAAGCCAAUUGGUGAGAUCGGAAACCACCGCGUAUCCGUGUCUGCAGACAAAACAUCUCGACUUCCUCCCCCGCCACCAGCACUACUCAAAUGUCUACAAGCCGGUCUGUCUUCGCCAAGUAGUCGGCCAGUAUUGGACAGCUGGAUCAGCUUUCUUACCGAAUGCUUGCCAUACUAUGCCGACACCAUAUUUCAGGUGCUGAUUCCGCUCGUUGGGACGUUGUGCGAUCAGAUCGGUGACACGUUUACUAGCUUGCAGCAGAUGUUCAAGGGCCGUGAGCAGGACUGGAAAGAUCACACUGAUGCACCAGAAACGACAUUGAUCUCUUUCUUGAAUGGGCUGGAGCAUGUUUUAGCCAGGAGCCAUGAUAGCUUAUUGCUGGAAGAGGCCCGUACUCAGGUGGUUAAGAGCCCGGACCAGCCACAAGGUUUCUUUGGGAACAUGGUGUCCGGCGUCUUUUCGACCGAGUCCCUGCACUCUAGGAGUGCUACGGCGAAUGAUAGGUUGACCGUGUUGUUGGCUUUUCAGGACGCCGUGAGAAUUUGCUUCAGAAUCUGGUCUUGGGGCCAAGGGGGUGACGCGACAGCACAGGCCACGAGUUCUAUGGCUUCUUUCAAGUACACCUCUCUGCGUAUGAGGAACCGCGCCCGCAGACUACUUGAACAUUUGUUCGCUGCGGAAACGCUAGAAUGUUUAGAGACGGUCAUCGACAUAUGGCGCAAGUCUUUGGACGAUUUUGCGUCACAGCCCCAUGUCGAAGUCUUCAACCUUCUCCCUGCUCUUGACGGCUCACGACCAAAACACACUAUACCGGCGAUAUUCAACUCUAUCUACAGCCGGACCAAUCCGACGGCGCUCGAUCCAACACGAAAAUCGAAUCUUACGUUGGACCUCCAGGACACCGACAUUGUCAUUUUCUUGGUGGACUACGCUAGAUCUCUUGAGGACGAUGCUAUGGACGAGAUUUGGCAGGAUUGCAUCACAUUCCUCAAAGAUUUGUUGACGAAUCCAUUUCCACAUCGCCAGACACUGCCAAGUCUUCUCGAGUUUGCUGCCAUCCUGGGGGUUAAGGUCGACAAUACAAACUUCGGAGAGCAACGCAAGAUGCGUCGGGAACUGGGGGACUUGUUUCUCAGAUUACUAACUGCGCUAUUCACGACGCGACCUGUGAAUUUCUCAGAUACCACCAAUGGGGCAUCCGAAAAGCCCAAGCGUCUCGAGGCUUCCGGACAAGCUACACCAAGCAGAAACCCUCAAGAACGUGCGGACGAUGUUGUGUCCAUACUGUCCUCAAUUGCUCCAGACCUUCCCAAAAUACUAGUCGAAAAUGAUCGCGUGCUAUCGGCUGCGACGUCCAUCUCCACCAGCGUGAUUGGACCGGCACUACGCGCGAAGACAUUCCCCGACACCUUUUCUAAGAGCACUUUGGUAUUAUUGCAGGAGCUCACGCGACUGCCAAACAAUCAGAAGACCUGGAAGAGGGACGUCACCGAUGCGUUCAACGAUCCUCGUUUCUUUGGGUCGAAUGUAGCAUUGGUUCAAAAUGACUGGCUACCUCUGCUCAAGCAGUGGACAGUCACGGACAAAGAUCGGUUACCAGAACUCCUCAGCCGAAUUACGGCGCCGACAACAGCAGGAAUAGUGUUCGGCGUAGGCGCAACCUCGGCAAGACUAGAGGCUGACCGAAAGACGCAACUGAAUCUCCGCCGCAUAGCCACACUGAUUUUGGCCGCAGCGGAAGACACGUUUGUUACAGAAUUGCCAAAUAUCUUAGACAAGCUUGUCGAAUUACUAGGAGCAACGGCUACUUCAUCCCCAUCAUCGACCACGCGGGCAGAGCUGUUCAUGGUUGUCCGCGCCCUCGUCCUCAAGACGAGCGCCAUACACCUGGCUCCUAUCUGGCCAGUGAUCAAUGCAGAGCUGCACGCCUCUGUGUCAUCCGUGGCGGCACCCGACCACAGUGCUGCCUCGGAAAUGUAUAACAACGGCUCGGUGCUGCAAGCAUGCAAGCUGUUGGACCUGCUCAUCUGUGUGGCCCCCGAUGACUUCCAACUUCACGAAUGGCUCUUCGUGACGGACACGAUUGAUGCAGUGUAUCGGCCAGUCAACUAUCAAGCGAUCGCGCUGGUGGAUGAGCUGUCCGAAGAAUUGGGGUCCGCUAUCGUGACACCACACCCACAAUCUGAAGAUACAGCAUUUUUGACAGCACAAGGCCCUCGCAAGCGGCCCCUACUAGGAGCUGGUGGUAUCAAGGACGAUGUCAACCUGGAGAGGAGGGAAGAGCUGAUUGCAAAGAUACUGAGACCGUUUUUCGCUCAACUCAGCAUUUUUGCUUUCGAGUCAACGUAUGCGAUGACUCCUAUGGACUGGGAGGGCUGUGUUCAAGGACUGCUGAAGGAUCUCUUCGAUGAGUCCACUAUUGUGAAGGCGCUGUGA
This is a messenger RNA of Diaporthe amygdali, 5331 nucleotides long. Its product is annotated as regulator of reproduction dopa. Gene Ontology annotation, biological process: Golgi to endosome transport. NCBI's taxonomy places the organism in Eukaryota, Fungi, Ascomycota, Sordariomycetes, Diaporthales, Diaporthaceae. The coding region runs from base 1 to 5331 and encodes 1776 amino acids. The record is from RefSeq and is a predicted model, not a curated record. Gene Ontology annotation, cellular component: trans-Golgi network; endosome. The transcript has 7 exons.